This is a messenger RNA of Diaporthe citri, 771 nucleotides long. RefSeq lists its product as uncharacterized. The transcript is spliced from 4 exons. The coding region runs from base 1 to 771 and encodes 256 amino acids. Lineage: Eukaryota; Fungi; Ascomycota; Sordariomycetes; Diaporthales; Diaporthaceae. The record is from RefSeq and is a predicted model, not a curated record.
AUGAGGCCUUGCAUUGGCACCGAGGAGUCUGAAGAAGUAAGGGUUGUCCGCUCCGCAAGUACCAUUGACAGGCUGUGGAGAGAUCUUGUGGGUUACGCCAACGAUAAUUGGAUCAGCCAGAAGCUGGCGCCCAGCCUUGGGCUGGAACAUCAACAACUCUUCGACAAAAGAGAGGCGACAGCUGAAGAUAUCCUGUUGAUCCUCAAGACCCUGUGGGAGCGGGGCUCCGAUAUCCGGUGUAAGCCCGACGUCAGGGUAAGUUUCAAUGCAGCCUUAGUUAUCGCAGCGAUCGGGGGUUUCCGAAUGGGCGUUGUGAAGGAUUUGGAAUACCGCCAAGUCCAGCUGGGCUUCGUCCGGGUGAAUGGUCGCCUCGAGCCUGUUGCAACCAUUUCCCUACUACAAAAUAAAAGGAAGGAGAACGCGAUAAGGAAGAGCCAGAACGAAUUGGUGUCCAUAUCGGUUACCGUGGUGCCAUAUAAGCUGGUGUGUGUAUUGAGCCUGAUCGUGGCUCGAGCCCUAGCCGCGGAUGCCUUCGAGGUCCAUUUUGAUUCUUUUGAGCAAUUCCUUACUCGACCAAGGCUGGAAGGGAACGUCAAUUAUUUCCCUGUCAAAUGGAAGGACGAGUUCCUGGAGAAGCCUAUUUUCCCGGUCUCGUAUAUGCAGUUCUGGAGACUUUGGAAAGACGCCGUGCACGUGGCGGGCAUCCGUGACCCGCCGCGCCCUUAUGCUGUGCGCGUUGGUGCCGGAGCUAGGAUCAACAGCAAUCCUUGA